AUGGGUCUGCUAAGUGUGGAUUUGUUGAUCACGCUUCAGAUCUUGCCGGUGUUUUUCUCCAAUUGCCUCUUUCUCGCGCUCUAUGACUCCGUGAUCCUCCUGAAGCACAUGGUUCUGUUCCUGAGCCGCUCCAAGUCUGGGCGCGGUGAGUGGCGGAGGAUGCUGACCUCGGAGGGGCUGCGCUGCGUCUGGAACAGCUUCCUCCUGGAUGCCUACAAGCAGGUCAAACUGGGAGGUGAAGCCCCAAACUCCAGUGUAAUCCACAUAGCCAAGGGCAGUGAUGACAGCAGUGGCAGCUGGAAGAAUGUUGGUGGCAAGUGUGGAACCAAAUGCCACCUUCUGGAUUUUGCCAACUCAGAGCGGCCACUGGUCGUCAACUUUGGCUCAGCUACCUGACCCCCGUUCACAAGCCAGCUGUCAGCCUUCAGCAAGCUGGUGGAGGAGUUCUCUGGUGUGGCUGACUUUCUGUUGGUCUACAUCGAUGAAGCUCACCCAUCAGAUGGCUGGGCUGCGCCUGGAAUCUCCCCCUCUUCAUUCGAAGUUAAGAAACACAAAAGCCAGGAAGAGAGAUGUGCAGCUGCUCACCAGCUCCUUGAGCACUUUUCCUUGCCACCUCAGUGCCAAGUGGUGGCUGACUGCAUGGACAACAAUGCCAAUGUGGCCUACGGGGUUUCAUUUGAGCGAGUAUGCAUUGUGCAGAGACAAAAAAUUGCCUACCUGGGGGGCAAAGGCCCCUUUUUCUACAACCUUCAAGAGGUCCGGCUUUGGCUGGAGCAAAAUUUCAGCAAAAGAUGAAAUCCUUUCUCCACAGGAGUUAGGUCAACUGAUGUGUCCCUUUAAGGUGAUGCAAAAGGGAAAAAAAAGAAAACAUAUGCUAGUUUGAAAAAAAUCUUUCAGAUGAUUGCAGGAGAACACAUUUGAUAACAAUGUCAAGUGAAUGUUAACUAGGAAAAGAAAAUAAAAGAAAAAUCUAGCUCCACAGAAACAUUGUCAAGUGAAAAAAAAUUGCACUCCUGCUCUUGCUAUGGGACAGAGGAGGUGAACAGGCUUCUCCAAAAAGGUGCUGCUGGUAAGCAGGUAGGGUGGUUUGGUAAGACCUGUUUCCCAGAAGCCUCAGUCCUGGGGUGAGGCACAGAAAGCGUUUCUGCUUGGAAGGCAUUCCAUGGAAAGGCAAUGCUGUACAUUUCAUCAGAAACACUUCUUUACUCCCUGUGGCCAAUGCAAGGAACCGGAGAGGAGCAGGGGUUUUGCAAUUGCUUUGCAUACAAAUGCAGCGCAGUGUGGCGAUUUUCCUAUCUUGG
Molecule: messenger RNA, 1301 nt
Organism: Agelaius phoeniceus (red-winged blackbird)
Lineage: Eukaryota; Metazoa; Chordata; Aves; Passeriformes; Icteridae
Source: RefSeq, a predicted model, not a curated record